This is a messenger RNA of Penicillium soppii, 2754 nucleotides long. RefSeq lists its product as uncharacterized. The record is from RefSeq and is a predicted model, not a curated record. Bases 1 to 2754 code for a protein of 917 amino acids. NCBI's taxonomy places the organism in Eukaryota, Fungi, Ascomycota, Eurotiomycetes, Eurotiales, Aspergillaceae. The transcript has 2 exons.
AUGACUUCUUCCUUUCCCUUUCGGCGCAAGAAGCCAAGCGAGAUCGAGAAAGCUGAAAAAAACCUCGCAAAUCAAUACAAUGGCCACCACCAUCGAUCAUCUGGAAUGCGAUUCAAGCGACCUUUCAUCGACCCGAAAAGCGUCAACAAUCGCAGGCUGGAGCUAGAAGAUUCUGAACAGAAUUAUUGCAAACAAAGAUACUUGAACCCCAGCGGAGAAGAUGAUCACGAGAAAUAUCCCGACCUAGACACAUACUACAGUACGAACAAAGAGUAUCCGCGGCGACUGGUCGUACAGGCAACUCGCGAGGUUUAUAAAGAAACCGACCGCCAUGAUCGUCACUGGGGUCGUCGCCACAUUCGAGGAAGGGUUCCAUUUAUUAUCACCUUGGCCGAGUUCUGCUUGAAUCCUUUCAGGUUCCGCCGCUACGAUGGUACCCCGGUUGAAGAGGAUGAAGAAGGGACCAAAAAUGUGGUGUUGGUGGCUAUCAAGCGAACUCUUCACUGGAUCAUGUCGACUUUUCUUACUUUGACACUUGCAUGGAUCAUUCAAGUUAUGCUUUCCGUUGAGAUUGUGACCUCUCCAUGGAAUGACGAUGGUACGACUGAGCCCUACGAGGAGUAUGAGAACGUUCACUGGUUUUGGCCUAAACACUCGAUCAAUGUACUUGAUCAAUCGCCCGGGAACAAGAAACCACAAUCAAAGGUUGCCAAGCUUACUAUCCCCCGCCGCUUGGUGGUGAAAGAUAAAGCUACUGGGCAAUGGGUUCCCCGAGAAACUGUGGACCUUCGUGAUAAGAAGACGGGCAUGCUGCAGCCUUAUAUCUUUUUGAGUUUCUCGCGGGCCAACUAUCUCGAUAAAACCAACGAAGAAUUGCGAAAGAUGUUCUACCUAGUGGCUGAUCGCAUGCUUGAGCAUGAAAAUGCACACAGAGAUCCCCAAGAGCCUCCAAUGGAAGCUUUCUGGGCUGACGUGGAUUGCGUGUCAAGUGACACAAGUAACCCCGUUGGUGGCACAGAAUCCAGAUGUACCCGGGAUGUCAAUACAAUCUGUGAUGCUGUCCGUUGUGCACAACGGGUAUACAUUGUUCUGCCUAGUGAUUCAGAAGAAGACAAGCGAAUCUGGGGAAAUCGAAUAUGGACGUUCCCAGAAGUCCUCCUCGCCGCGACCAAGAUACGAUACUGCUUCACUCAUUCUGCAUCCGAGGCCCUGUUUACACCACACGAAGUUUCGUUGAGCGACAUGUACAGUAGCUUCUGGCCCGAGAUCUCAAAGCUACCCAGGUCCGAUGGGACAGACUCUGACGGGCAAGUGGAACACGAGGAUGUCAUAGGCCACCUUGUCAGCCAUUACACCAACAAUAUUCAGCUGAGUGAGCUACAAUUGUUCACUUUUGCUAUUCAAGCCAUGUCCAGACAGACGACCAGCAUCGACACCCAGGGAUACACAACUAGGGACAUGGCCUAUGCUGCCAUGGGACUGCUAUCAUAUCGACUUACGCCUGAUGACUCAGACAACACGUUCCAGGCCAUUGCGCGCCUUUCUCUUGUAAAUGACAGUAAUCAGCUACUUGAGCGUCUUCUUUGCCUAUUGCCGUACCCUGAAAAGAAUCCACCUCCUGUUAACACACGGCUUGAUUACGUUUCAGCUGGAAGUGAAACACUUCUCCGCAAUAUCGCGGAUAGAGAUCAAUACUCCACGCAUCUCUGGGACAUUAAGCCUAUUUGUGACAUCGUUGGUGUUGGCGACGAUCUAUAUGAACCUACUGUUAUCAUGGACCGCUGCCGGGGUAUCCCCAUCCGAUGGAAGGACUUCCCAAGACUGCGAUAUGCCAAGGACCUCCAAGGGCUCGGUGCUACAGUUUCGCAGACGAUUGUUUACUUUGGUGUAUGGUUUAUAGCAACAGGCUUUGCACUAUUCUCGUCCGCCAUUGCGCUGGCACUGGCACUCACGGAUAACAGUUCUGGGCAAACUGCAACAGAUCAAAACAUGAGGACUUUGCUCAAAUACCUAAGGCAUACCAUUGUCCCCCAGUACCUUCAGGGAAUCGCCCUUUAUUUCGGUGUGGCUUGGAUAAUCUCGUGGUUCAGUCCUUGGGCAGUGCGCCAGCUCUGCAAUGGUGGAACCAGAGGAUCUUCUAGCCAUCUGGUGGGUUUUGAAGGCAUAAUGUCACUACAUGAUCUCGAGAAGACUAUAUAUGGCAACUUCAACAAUCGCCUAUCAUACGCGGCCUCGUCAACUGUUUUCUCUAGAAACAUGCGCGACUCCAAGAUUCGAAUGGGCCGGGAACCUGAUGAUCCGAAUUAUUGGAAGAACGAAAUGAAAAGACUACAUUUCCCAGACACCCACCGUCUGUUCACCAUCGUGGAUACCGGCGACAUGACUGUGUCAGUCAUCGCUGCCGAGAGACCACCCGUAGUGGCCUUAAUAUGCGGACGUGAGGGCGGCAUGCUCCGAGUGUUACUGUGCAGCUGGCGGUUUGAAAAGAACUGUCUAUACCGGGAGUCUGUUGUUCGUAUGCGCAGUUCACUCGAAGAGCAGGCUACACAUAAUGACUGGCUGAAGAUCAGCUUGGCAAGCCAGGGCGAUGUCACUCGCACGCGAGUGAAUCAUCUCAAGCAACAGAGGGCCAACCAGAGCCAGUCCCCGCCUUCCAAGUCCCCUUUGCGUAUCCCUAAAACAUCCACUCCUCAUAUCUCUAUUCUUACGCUGGAUCAAGAGAAUCAUUCUAGGAACGGCCCGCAGUAUAGCUAA